Molecule: messenger RNA, 3431 nt
Organism: Aureobasidium pullulans EXF-150
Lineage: Eukaryota; Fungi; Ascomycota; Dothideomycetes; Dothideales; Saccotheciaceae
Exons: 5
Coding region: 54-3188 (1044 amino acids)
Molecular function (GO): ATP-dependent chromatin remodeler activity; ATP binding
Source: RefSeq, a predicted model, not a curated record
CGUCGACCGAAACAUGGCACGCUCGGCCACCAAUCCAACGAGAGCCGUUUGAAAUGUUCGCAGCUGGAGAAUCAGGCUCACUGUAUUGGCUGUUCAACAACGUGCCGUCUCCGAAUCCAUCAUUCGAGAACGUGACAAGUCAUUUUCACCGAGAGGCCCUGUCAGAGCUUCUCGAUGACCAGUAUCAACUACCUGGACUCAGAAGCUCUCUCUAUCCGUAUCAACGAAAAUCGGCCGGCCAAAUGCUUCAAAGGGAGUACGAGGACAAGACCGAGCUUGAUCCUCGGCUUGAACAACGUAUCGCGACCGAUGGAACCAGGUACUUCUAUGCGCCCUGGGAAGUUUCUUUUCUUCGGAGUCCUCGGUUGUAUGAUUCUUGCAGGGGAGGAAUCCUUGCGGAGACUAUGGGCUUAGGUAAAACAGUCAUCUGUAUCGCGUUGAUUUUAGCGACUCGAGGUUAUCUUCCUCAAACCCCUGCCCAAUAUGAUCGGGUCCCGGUUCGACCAAAGACCGCGAGUCUUGUGGAGACAGCCAUCUCAGCCAUCAACCGACAUUCAGCGCCGUGGCGCUCAUAUUUUGAAAAGCAUGAAGAGCUCACGGGUGAGCACAUGGGUCAAUGUAUUGCACUCUUGAGCCAGAACGCCCCUUCUUACGAAAUUCCUGCUGAGCCACUCCGCCGCAAUCGAGGAACUACAACGCCAGCCCCGAGAACGAUGACACUGGCUGCCACAACUCUGGUUGUUGUGUCGAGAAAUCUCUUGUCGCAGUGGCAAUCCGAGUUGGAAAAGCAUACGACGAAAGACAGUUUGCGCACUUUGGUAAUGGAUGACAACAAAGUUCCCCUGCCUCCUCCAGGAGAGCUGGCCAAGUUCGACCUCAUUUUAUUCAGCAGACCACGCUUUGAAUGUGAGGACAGAGAUGGUGCCGACCCAAUUGGACGGCGCAUGUCGAGAUACCCAGUCUCCUGCAGUUGUCCUUACAUUGGCGCAACACGUACGCGGGAUUGUGUCUGUGUACAACCUGAUGAUCUUUAUGUAUCACCGCUCAAAGCUUUACAUUUCUUACGCGUGAUCAUCGACGAGGGCCAUGGUAUGGCGGCUGAAAAUACCAGAAUUGCGACAGUUGCAAACAAACUCGUCGAAGCCUCUCACCACUGGGUUGUCAGUGGUACUCCUGCCAAAGAUCUCAUCGGCAUAGAAAUGGAUCUGGUUGGUCCAAUGUCUCAUUAUGGUUCUCCAGCUCCAGUCGAGCCUGGUGGUGCCGAUUCUCAAAAUGGCUCUGGACCUGGACCUGGACCUGGCACAGGCUCUGACUCUGCUAUCGACGAUGAUGAACUUCUCAGACGCGACACUCUGCUCAGUCAAAGAAAAACAUUCAUAAGUAAAGACGAGAAGGACGGAGCCGUUCGAAGUAUUGGUUCUUUGGUAAGCAACUUUUUGAGAAUCAGGCCCUGGAGCGCUGGCGAUGAAGAGAGAGGCGCCGAUUGGGUCGACCACUUUUUCCGCCACGAAAUGACUCGACCACGUAUGCGAACCUUCUCUGGUUUCUCAAAAUGCCUUCGUCGCACCUUGGAGUCAAUCGUGAUCAGGACGCAAUUUGCAGAUGUUCAAAGAGACAUUGAGCUACCGCCACUGACCCACAAGAUCAUCCGCCUGGAACCAUCAUUCUAUGACAAACUCACAGUGAAUGCGUUCGUUUUCGUCUUGAAUGCCAAUGCUGUAACCAGUGAGAGGACUGACGUGGACUAUAUUUUUCACAAGAAGAGCGGAAAGGAACGUACUCAACUACUGAACAACCUACGUGCAAGUGCCUUCUAUUGGACUGGAUUCAGCACCGCCGAUAUGCAAGCUGCUAUUGAGCAAAGUGAAGCAUAUAUCGAGAAGCAAACCAAACUGUGCUCAAGAGCGGACGAGGAUCUACUCAAGCGCUGUAUCGGGCAAGCCGGAAUCAUGGUCAGCUCGGAAGGUUGGUCAGCGUUGACUACAAGCCACGAAGUUGGUCUUUUUGUGAAAGAAUGGCCUGCUGAAUCUGCCGCAUUCUGGUCAUUUGAUAAAGCGAACGAAUCUUCAACCUCGUUUCUUUUGUGCGGAGCAACUCAACUUGUGCAAGCUCAAGAUUACGUCAACCGUCAAAGCAACUUGGAUCCAGCAGAAGGCCUUGCAGGAGUCGGUAUACGCGCGCUGUCCGUCUUGCAUCCACAGCCGACUGUUUCUGCAAGCACACCCGUACUUGCAAAGGCAGGUAUACCUUCGUCCACUUUUGCGGCCAAUCAGAACAGAGAAAAGCGCUCUACCAGCGCAAAUGCCCUAAGGUCACACCCAUCAAAGCCUACGAUCAGCUCGCCUACAUCCAAAAAGGAUUCAGAAGCUUCCGAAGCCCCCGACGAGGAAGAAGACAUCCAAUUACCCCUCGACUCUGUCCUCCGCCAGACCAGCAUCGUUGGUACGACAAGCGCCAAGCUCAGCUAUCUUCUCUCUCGCAUCGAGGACUUUUAUCGUGAGGAGAAAAUUCUGGUCUUUUACGACAAUGAUAACACAGCAUACUACAUUGCGCAAGCCCUCGAAGUACUUCACAUCGACUAUCUCAUUUAUGCGAAGUCACUCACACCAGCUCUCAAGUCAGAAUACGUCGUACGUUUCAACCAAAAGCCCGAGCACCGCGUGCUGUUGAUGGAUAUCGGCCAAGCGGCUUAUGGUUUGAACUUCUCUUGUGCGUCAAGAGUGUUCUUUAUCAAUCCUGUGAACCGCCCGCAGAUAGAGGCGCAAGCACUCAAAAGAGCGCAUCGUAUUGGACAGACUCGUGAAGUCCAUGCUGAGACAUUGAUUCUCAAGGGCACUAUUGAAGAACGCAUCUUCGAGCGAGCACGAAUGAUGAAUCGGAUAGAACACAAGAACGCCAAAGAACUGGACGAUGACCAAGCCAUUCGCGAGAUCAUCCAGAGCGCUCAACCGAUACCAGUAUCACCCGAGGAAGCGCAAGGCAUGGGACGAGUUGCAUUCAUCCACAAACCCCAGCAGCUAUUCGCCAGACCUGGUUGGGCAAGCUGGAAGAAGAAAGCAAAAGAGAAUUCGAAAGCUCGUGACGACAAAAGUAGCUUGAGCAAAAAGGGUGGAAAGAGAAAGGCUGAUACCCCCAAUGAUGGAAGCCGUAGCAAAAAGCGGUCGAAAAAGAACCCAGCAGCAACAUGAUGAUUCCAUUGAUAGUUUUUGAGAAAGGCAGGGACAGCUCGUCGAUGAGACUGGCUCUAUUGAUGUAUAUGGGAACUUCAGAAAUGGUCGCGCUGUGCUCACGACUUAUUUGGAGUGAGACAGUAUCCAAUAAGUCACAUCUCGUGCGAAGGUGAGCUUGUCCUCGCCAACUUCACCGUGUACUGGAUCAAUCAAGUUAGCUCGAGGAAACCCAAUUGGAAUGACAAUAAUGACUUACGCUCA